AUGAAGCUUUUACUCCUAUUGACAGCUGCUAUUUAUGCUACUCACGUCUCUGCUUUCGGAGAUGUUGGACCCUAUGAAAGAGCGUUCUUCUAUUACGCAUACCAAGCCGACGCCGCUGCCGCAAAGGAUGGAAUACCCACAAACAUAUCUCCCGGAUGUGGUACUUGGAGCAAGAAAGGGAAGGGCCACAUUUGUUCCUUCAACGAAUUCAACAAAUACAUCUCCGAUCCUGAUAACGAGGACCUUAAAAGCAACUGGGAUGUCACAAAAGUGGACUUGCCUGACCCUGACACAAUUGCAAGAACCAUGACCGACGAGAUCAGGGGCGGAGCUCUUAGUAGCACUUGGUCUAUCGAAGCGCUAACAAGCCUCAUGAAGAUCUGGUCUGACAUCGGCCGCAACAACGUUGCUCAAACAUUCGUAAAAGUUGGCCAAUUCUUAAGUGGAAAACUCGAUUCUCUAGAAGAAGGCCCUAUAAAGGAUUUUCUGAAGCUUAAUGCUUACGCUACGAUCACGUCGGUGGCUAGGAUACGCAAGGAGAGAAUGAUACAAGGGAUGACCGAGGACCUACGACCUUAA
This is a messenger RNA of Aureobasidium namibiae CBS 147.97, 579 nucleotides long. RefSeq lists its product as uncharacterized. The coding region runs from base 1 to 579 and encodes 192 amino acids. The transcript has 2 exons. The record is from RefSeq and is a predicted model, not a curated record. Lineage: Eukaryota; Fungi; Ascomycota; Dothideomycetes; Dothideales; Saccotheciaceae.